UGACAAUCUGUAGCUUACGUCCAGCGGGAGCAGCAACAGCAGUAGCAGCAGCAGCUUUAAGUCUUUCAGAGUGAGCGAAAGUCGAGUGGAAAGAGUCGGCAUGGACCAGACAAAUAACUUUCAAUUCUCCAUCAGGGAAUAUCAGCCCUCCGAUAAACAUGAGGUAAUGUCACUUUUUCGCACUGGGAUUCUUGAACAUGUGUACCCAGCCUUUUUCAGGGCCAUGACCCAUCCAGACCAUGUUGGUGUUGCUCUGAGCAUUUCCAUGGCUGGCUACGUGCUGGGGGGCAGCUCCUACUUCCAAGCGUUACUCUUUGGCAGUGCAUGGGCUGGCCUCAUUUAUUACUGCUGCCAUGACAUCUAUGAGGGCUACAUGAUGAGGAGGCUAAGCACAGACAUGGCCGACAUUGAAUCCAGCUACCUGGAAAACCCAGAUAACGGCUUCUGGGUGGCAGAGGCAGACGUCAAAGGCCAGUCCGCGGUGGUGGGGAUGGUGGCGGUGAUGGGGAAAACGGGAGAGGAGGAGGAAGGUGAAAGGUUUGACGACUGGAACGGAGCAGUGCUGGGAGGAGGCGCGGAGUUUUCUCAAGAUGGAAGUUACGGCGAGAUGUCUCACGUGGUCGUGGUGUUUCCGUGGCGCCGCAAGAACCUCGGUUCCCAGCUGACGCGGAAGGCUUUGGAUUUCUGCAAAGAGCGAGGCUUCGCCCGGCUCGUCCUGGACGUCAGCGCGCCGCAGACGGCAGCCAUUGCCAUGUACCAGAAAUUUGGCUUCGUUCAAACCGCGUCCCACUCUAACACACAUGCCAAUCGCUGGUUCUCUAAACUAGCCAGAAUCAACGUGAUGCGAAUGGAGAAGUUGAUCUAAACACGAAGUGGACUUCAUCACCUGAUAGAACUUCUGCUAACUAGAAUAUUUCAGUUAAUUUAUGGUUUUUGUCACAUUUAAUACUGCUCUGUGAUGUCUGGCCACUCACCUCUCCACCUCACUUUCACGGUAGUUGAAAAAAAUACAUUAAAUUUUAUUUUUUUUCCACAAAGCAGCAUAAA
Molecule: messenger RNA, 1047 nt
Organism: Mugil cephalus (flathead mullet)
Lineage: Eukaryota; Metazoa; Chordata; Actinopteri; Mugiliformes; Mugilidae
Product: N-acetyltransferase family 8 member 3
Exons: 2
Coding region: 101-865 (254 amino acids)
Molecular function (GO): N-acetyltransferase activity
Source: RefSeq, a predicted model, not a curated record